CUCCCGGAUGCCCCCAGUAGGAGGCUCUGCAGAGUCGCAGCUCUGGAGGGUUCAAUGAUGAGGAUGGCUCCAGAGCCGCAGCCGUGGGGCAGCUGCUGGGCGAUAAGGGCUGUUGGGGUCCUGUGGGGACCCUCCUCAGGGGGCAGAGCUGGGAGGAUGUUGGGCGCGCUGCUGAUGCUGCUCGUGGGCUACACUGUUCAAGAUCCGCCCACCCCGGAGGAUGCAUCAGGCUGUGGUCGUUCUUAUCUCCUUGACAGAGUUAUAGCCGGAGACGAUGCAAUGGCUAGGAAAUGGCCAUGGCAAGUGAGCAUUCAACAAGGCAAAGAACACCGGUGUGGUGGGUCCCUAAUUGCCCCCAAGUGGGUGCUGACGGCUGCUAAUUGUGUGAAAAAAAAUGAUACUUUAAAUGUCCUAUUGGGGACCACAAUACUCACUGAAGAAACUAAUUAUUCGGCGAGGGUCUUGGUCCAGGAAGUGGUGAUCCAUCCCAACUACCAGCAGAACAGAUACUGGUCAUGGAUCGGCAGGGAGAACAACCUAGCCCUUCUCAAGCUCUCCGACAAGGUGAAUUACACCAAGCAAAUGUCUCCUGUCUGCAUCGCCUCCUCCGCCAUAGAUUUGAGAGUGGGUUCCUUCUGCUGGAUAACGGGCUGGGGCCAGACCAAAGUGGGCGACCCGGAUGAAAGCGUGCCGCUGUCGCCGAUCCUCCAGGAAGCCGAGAUCUCCAUCAUGCACAACGAUGACUGCGACACUCUGUAUCACGACGUGUCCGAGGUGCCCAGCAUCGUCCGCAUCAUCUCCUCCAGCAUGCUGUGCAGCGAUUACUCCCGAGGAAGGGACUUCUGCUAUGGGGAUGAUGGGAGCCCACUCGUCUGUGAAAUUGACCACACGUGGUUCCAAGUAGGGGUAGUAAGCUGGACCUUGGGCUGCGCUCAUCUGGAAACCCCAGGAGUCUAUUCUCGGAUCAGCGAGUACUCAAAAUGGAUAGAGCGGGAGAUAGCAGAGCUGAACUCUGCAACCGCCAUCCUCCGGGUCUCCUCCGGGAUCGUGCCCAGCCUCCUGCUGGGGCCCCUUUGUGUCGUGAUGGCCCUGUGAACUCCUCUCCUCAGUUGCUCUGAAUUCUUCCUCCCCUCCCCACCCCCUCCACUCCCCUCUGUCUCUGGAAGCUUUCCUACGCUUCCUCCUCGCAUCUCCUGGAUUCCUGCUGCUUUCCUGAGGAUUUCAAUCCCCUCCUUAACCUCUCAGGGAGCUGAGGCUCCGGAGGCUGAGUGGCUGAGGUUGGAGGAUUGAUUUCCAAGGCUGAGUGGGCAGAUCAGGGAACUCUCUGAAGAUAUCUUUGACAAAUUGGGUAGGAGUUGGGGCCAGAGGGAGAAGACAGGCUCCGUGGGCCAGGAUAGGGCUAUCGAAGGUUAGGAUAUCUGGGUCUUAGAGGCCUCAUGGGGAAAGAGGGAAGAACCCUGAGGCCUUUAGAGAACUCUACAGAAGAGGAUAAUCAAAAAGAGUGGUUCUAAAAAUUGAUAGAAAGAUGGUAGCCAUUCAGCUCAAGCAGAGGGAGCCAAAGUAUCUGGGGGAGAGGGUCUGGUGCUCAUUCAUGCUAAACAGAGAGAAAUUAACACAGUUCUGUAUCUUACAUAUAGCAGGAACUCAAUAAAUUCAUGUUGAUUGAUGGAUCAGUUGAUUCUCUGUUC
This is a messenger RNA of Sarcophilus harrisii (Tasmanian devil), 1688 nucleotides long. RefSeq names its product putative serine protease 45. Gene Ontology annotation, molecular function: serine-type endopeptidase activity. The record is from RefSeq and is a predicted model, not a curated record. NCBI's taxonomy places the organism in Eukaryota, Metazoa, Chordata, Mammalia, Dasyuromorphia, Dasyuridae. The coding region runs from base 55 to 1095 and encodes 346 amino acids. Gene Ontology annotation, biological process: proteolysis. The transcript has 6 exons.